AUGGAGGCCGUCGGGGUCCUGAUGAUGUGCCCGAUGAACAAGUACCUGGAGCAGGAGCUCGACAAGCGAUUCAGGCUCCUGCGGUACUGGACUCAGACUAAGCAGACGGAUUUCGUGGCUCAGCACGCCCACUCGAUCCGCGCCGUGGUGGUGAACCCCGCCGCCGUCGUCACCGCCGAGUUAAUAGAUGCGCUGCCGAAAUUGGAGAUUGUGUCGACCUUCAGCGUGGGAUUGGAUAAGAUCGACCUGGCCAAGUGCAGGGAGAAGGGGAUUAGGGUUACAAACACCCCCGAUGUGCUGACGGAUGACGUGGCGGACCUGGCAAUCGGGCUGAUGCUGGCUGUGUUGAGGAGGAUUUGCGAAUGUGAUAGGUAUGUGAGGAGAGGGGCCUGGAAAAAUGGUGCUUUCAAGUUGGCAUCUAAGUUCAGCGGAAAAAGAGUGGGCAUCAUAGGUUUGGGCCGGAUCGGGCAGGCAAUCGCCCAGCGGGCUGAAGGGUUUGACUGCCCCAUCAGCUACUACUCGAGAUCCAAGAAAGCAAACACAAACUACUAA
This is a messenger RNA of Striga hermonthica, 552 nucleotides long. The record is from the annotation of a GenBank genome assembly. Lineage: Eukaryota; Viridiplantae; Streptophyta; Magnoliopsida; Lamiales; Orobanchaceae.